Molecule: messenger RNA, 3474 nt
Organism: Xenia sp. Carnegie-2017
Lineage: Eukaryota; Metazoa; Cnidaria; Anthozoa; Malacalcyonacea; Xeniidae
Exons: 11
Coding region: 1414-3210 (598 amino acids)
Molecular function (GO): protein binding
Source: RefSeq, a predicted model, not a curated record
CCUAUCUUCAGAGGACGGAACCAUUGAGUUCAAUAAUAACUGGAGCGGCUAUCUCUCAAAAGUUGAUUCAAGUUUGUUUUUGCGUUUGAAUUUCGUAUCAGAGUAAUCAUGUAGACGCAUUUACAUGAAUUUUGAAAAUUUUUGGCCAGAAGAAUCAUCGCAAAGCUCAAAUACUUACCAGUAGUGUCCAAUGAAUGCCAUGGAUGUUGAUUGGAAAAAGGAUUGCAAUGAAUCACUAACCUUUCUUGUUGUUCCAAGUUGUUGAUUGGCGGUACUUCAGUUCUUUCUUGUGAUGCCUGGAUUUCCUCUGUUUCACUCUCAUACAACAAUUCUUGCUCAACUGGCUCUUCAAGUGCAUUCUGGGACGUAAAUUUUUUGUCUGAUGAGCUCCUAACGCAGAAAUCACCGUUACUAUUGUCGAUGCAAUCAACAUCAGGAUCAUGAAUAUCGCGAGGUGCGAAUGAACUUUUCAUACACUGCUUGAGAAAGUGGGGAGGGUCAUCAUGUGUCUAUAUGUGACAAAGGAAAAAAAACGAAGAUAAGGCUGAAAAACAGAGUGGUAGCGCAAGGAAAAUAGAGCAGGUGAUCCCACAGUUUUUGGCAAUCUACCACCAAGUGAAGAAUGUGUUCAGGCGCUCUGUGACGCAAUAAAGUCAGGAAAGGACAACUUCUACAAGCCAGCUGAUGGAGGCUGAACACAAUUUUAAGGAGUUUCGUGUUCGGGAUUUGCAUUGGACAGUAGCUGAAAAUUGUGUAGUCUUCAAAGACUUUUUCAAUAUAGUCUACUAGUAAACAGUGAUGCAAAGAGGCACGAAAUACCGUUGCAAAAUACAGUUCAACACCUGAAUACAUCGUGGAUGCUGAGGGGUAGGACACCUGAGAAAGCAGCGGCUUUAACCCGACUUUAACAAAAUGAGAAAUUCGGGGCUUUAUACACAAAUAAUUCUGUGAAAACGCGCUAGUUGAUGGUGGUGAUAACAUCCUAAUUCCAAGACCUGGUUUCUCUCUUUACAAAUGCAUCUGUGGAUCGAGGGGGAUUGAAGCACGAUCCUAUAAACUCAUUCCUGAAAAUGGUUGGGAAGUCGACUUGGAUGAUAUGGCUUCACUAAUUGACGAGAGAACAAAGCUUAUUGUCGUUGUCAACCCAUCAAAUCCCUGUGGUUCUGUGUACAAAAGAGAACAUUUGGAAGAAAUAUUAAACAUUAAAUAUCUCAAGACAUUUGCUGAAAAAUACCGCGUCCCAGUUCUCUGUGAUGAAGUUUACGCGCAUGUCGAGAACAUUAAAAGAAGCCUGCUUUUGGGGAACGACUUCAGACGCCAGCAAUCUAUAUAAAUACAAAGAAUAUAAAAUUCAAACAAAGAGACGCAAUAGAUUUAUACACAAGCUCUACGAGUACAAAUCAUCAAAACGCCAUGUCUCUUGAUAACUUACUGCUCUCUCUGUUUCAAUUUUUUACGAACAAAGCCCGAGAUGCUGCAGCAGACAGGCUAGAAAACGGUGACGUUGGUAGUGAAGGAUUUCGCGAACUUAUCAAGCGAGAUUUACACGACAUCAAAAGAAAGCUAGAUAAUCUUUCGAAAAUAGAUCUUUGCUCCAGUUUGAACUACUUGGAGGAAGGAUUUAUUCUACUUUUUAAUUGUAUUGACGAAGUAGAAAGUGAUAGAGAAUGUGAAGAAGCAAGUAAUAAUGAUGAGUCUGAGGCAACUUGUAGUGCCAUCACCACCAAGUAUGAUCUUUCCCAUGCAAUACAACAUUCAAAGGUUUUUGAAAGGGCAAAGGAUCGAUUUAAAAAAUCCCGUGAGAAAGCAACGGAUGUUUUCAACAACAAAAAUUUAAGCUUGGAAGAGAGAAUAUUUGCCGUUGUUGUUAAGAUCAUGGCACAAAUUUUUGAAUGUCCGGAGCAUCGAAAGAAUGUCAUUGAUUUAUGUUUAUCUUAUAUAAAAAGGCUGCAUGAAAUGGACGGUGUUCGUAAAAUGUUCUCUGUUUCUAUCGGUGGUGGCAUGAAAGCGAUGUUCGGAAAAUCUCAGAGAAUGGAAAACAUUAAGUCUGUCAUUCUUCUCAACCAUCAUUUAUAUCAGUUCAUUGCAAGGAUCAACAACAAUCAUGAUCAUUUAUCAUCUUGGCCAAGUAUUGAACUUGGAGACGGAAAAAUGUUUGAUCCAAUACAGGACUGGCGCAAGGAAUUCGCUGUCGAGUCUUGGUAUAAAAAUUUGAUUGAAUCUUCCCAAGAAAUGAAAAAAAUGAAAACCAUGAUGUUUGAACUUUUGGACAAGAUGACUAUAAAUGAACAUUUUGCUCCAAUCUUGACAUUACCAGUUGAAUUAGUUAUGGAUUUAUUAAGAAGUGAUAUUUUGGUUGCUGAUGUUUACAUUGUUGAAAUAUUUUCAUGCAAGGAGAAGAAAUGGUUUAGGAUGGCAUCAAUGGAAAAUGGACACCGGAGUGCUUCAUCAUUUAUUUAUAAUGAUAAUUUAUUUGUUGUUGGAGGUGGCGGCAGCAAGUCAAUGGAGACAUUGAAUAUAAAACAGUUUCCUUUAACAUGGAGGAAAUUUCCCUCAGAGCUUCCUUGUAGAUGUUGGGAUCAUCAAACUGUUGUUUGUAAACAAAAAAUCCUUUUCAUUGGAGGAUACAUUGCAGGUAAAGGACCAUCAGAUUUGAUCUGUGAAAUAAACAUUACAGGUACAACAUCUUAUGUUUUAAAAGAGUUGUGUCAUAUGCCUGAACCACGUUGGUGCCAUGGAGCUGUUGUUGUUGAUGAUAAAGUUCUUAUUUUUGGAGGAUGGACAAAAGAUGGCAAAGUUUUGUCCAGUGUUUUAGAGUUUGAUCCAAGGACACUUACAUUUAAGGAAAUGCCUCCAUUACCUCAUCCAUUGGCUAACAUGGCAACAGUUCAAUGGAGAGAUCAAGUUGUUCUUCUUGGAGGUAAUGAUGAUGGAAGAGAAGCAUUGAACAGUGUUAUUAUGUAUGACAUCAAAACAGGUAAGAUUACAGUCUUACCACCCAUGUUGGAAAAGAGACAUGGUUGCUGUGCAGUUAUAACUGGUGAUACAAUUGUUGUCAUGGGAGGUGUGAAUGAUAAAGAUGAAAGUCUUAAAUCAGUGGAGUGUUUCGAAAUGGGAAGUAGUUCUUCAUGGACAUAUCUUCCUUCAAUGAGGGAAACACGACGAAGAGCCAUUGCUGAAGUUUUACCUUUUGGACAAAAGUAUGUCUAAGACACGAAAUUUCAUUAAGUUAUGGAACGUUAUAACUCAUCAAUGUUUGUUUGGACUACAUUGGAUGAUAAAUUUGUAAAAUUUAAAAUGUAUAGUUCAAAAGUUCAUAUAAUCAUUAACUAUUUUGAUAAAUUUCUGAAAUAGGUGAAUGUCUUUUCUAUCUAAAUAAGUUUGAGUUUUUAGAGGAUAGUUUAUACCUUUUUUCUUGUCCUUGUUUCAUUGUAGUUUAUUGAACAAUAAAAUACAAGUUUUCCAUUGUAAAAA